AUGGACCUGGUUGUAUCAGCAAUCGCAGGUGACAUAGUUAGUAGAUUCAUAUCCUUCCUGCUCAAGAAGUAUGAGAGCCAAGAAAACCUUGAAAGAAAGACAGAAAGCCUGCAACAUCUCCUGCUUAAAGUUCACAUGAUAGUUGAGGAGGCCGAAUGCCGAUUGAUCACUAAUUCCAAGAUGCUGCUUCAGCUCAAGAAGAUUGUGGAGGCCAUGUACCAAGGAUAUCAUGUCCUAGACAUCAUCAAUCAUAGGACCCUUUGCAGCUCAACACCAGAAGAUGAGGUUAGCAGCUCCUGUACUUUGUCAACCAAUAGAUGCUACCAAAAUCCUUUCGGUGUUGCACAAACCGCUGCUAUUAGGCAUGAUCAGCUUCAAAGAACAAUGGAAACCUUAGAAAAAAUUGUUUCUAGUAUGACAGAGUUUCUGUUUCUUCUUGGUGGAUGCGAACGCCUGCCUCAUAAACCUUAUGACACCUAUCUUUACUUUGAUCACUUCAUGUUCGGUCGCCUGGUAGAAAAGCAGCAACUCAUCAAUAUCUUACUUCAAGACAAUAUUCCUCCUUUUGCUCCAACUGUUCUCCCUAUCAUCGGCCCAAGUAGAGUUGGUAAGAGAACUCUAGUUGCACAUGUGUGCAACAAUGAGAUAGUCCGAUCACACUUCUCAUCAAUCAUUCACCUGAAUGGUGAAAGCAUCGCGAAAAUGGAGCGCACAACUUUAACUGCAAGGAGGAAUUUGGUGGUGGUUGAGUUUCUAAUAGAUACAGAUGAUGAGAACUGGAAGAAGUUUUACACAUCAUGCACGCAUAUGGGAAGAGGAAGCAAGAUCAUAAUUAUAAGUAGGAUCAAGAGGAUAUCAAGGUUUGGAACAGUAAGGCCAAUUCAACUUAACAGUUUGCCACUUGAGGAGUAUAGCUACCUCUUCAAGGUUCUUGCAUUUGGAAGCACUAACCCAGAGGAGCAUCCUCAGUUGGUAUCUAUAGCAAAUGAGCUAUCGGUGUUGCUUGCCGGCUCAUUCAUCACAGGAAAUGUGUGUGCUCAUAUGUUCAGAGACAAUCAAAAUGUUCACUUCUGGCACCAAGUGUUGAAAAAGUACAGAAAUGUGGUGCAGAAUAAUUUCUCAGUGUUUAGAGAACACCCCAAGGUUCUAAUGGACAAAGAACAUCAAAUCGAUAUAACCAAAUUUUUGCCAUCAUCCCCUCCACUUCGCCUGAUGCCUCCUUGCAAAGGCAACGAGUCGAAGAGGGAUUUAUCUAAGGUGAUGUUUGGAGACCUGAUUGCUGGCACUGUUGUUCUACCAAACGAGGACUUUGAGUUAAUCGCCUGGGAAUCACGGAUACCCCCUUACAGAAGGUUUGCCGGCGUUGCUGCAUAUUGUGAUGAUAAAAAGAAUUUUCAGCACAAAACCAAACCCCAGAAGAAGCGUCAAAGAUUAGAUAAAUAA
Molecule: messenger RNA, 1443 nt
Organism: Oryza brachyantha (malo sina)
Lineage: Eukaryota; Viridiplantae; Streptophyta; Magnoliopsida; Poales; Poaceae
Exons: 1
Coding region: 1-1443 (480 amino acids)
Source: RefSeq, a predicted model, not a curated record